Messenger RNA from Panicum virgatum (switchgrass), 3394 nucleotides. Its product is annotated as protein STRUBBELIG-RECEPTOR FAMILY 3-like. Gene Ontology annotation, molecular function: ATP binding; protein binding; protein kinase activity. The transcript is spliced from 19 exons. The coding region runs from base 549 to 2972 and encodes 807 amino acids. Gene Ontology annotation, biological process: protein phosphorylation. The record is from RefSeq and is a predicted model, not a curated record. NCBI's taxonomy places the organism in Eukaryota, Viridiplantae, Streptophyta, Magnoliopsida, Poales, Poaceae.
CAUCAUCGACACAGACGCUCCCCUCUCCGCUCUCCCCUCCCCCGCAGUCCCGCCGCACCACACGCCGCUUGGCCGCUUUGUCCCCUUUUCCGGCGCCCGCGACGGAUUGCGACGAGAGGAGAGGAUAGAUAGAUCUGCGCUGUGCGUGUCGAGCCCGUCCCUGUCUCGCCGUCUCCUUUCUCCUCUCCUCUCCACUCUCCACCGAGCAGCGCGAAUCCUUAGCGGCCAAGGCUUUCCGAGCUCAGCUCGGGGAGUUUUAAACGCUGCCCGAGGAAAGGAGGACCGCACUCGCUGCUGGUCGCUUGCUUUCGGUGGCGAGCGUCUCGGUAAAGCGGCGGCUGCGGCAGAGAUUGGACUUGCUCGUUGCGCAGUGCAGUGCUGCCGUGGAGACGGGAAUCUGCCGCAGGCUGUAAUCUUCAGGGACUCAUAAUUGAUCGUUAUUUCCAAAGAUCAGAGUAACGUGCCCGACUUUGUCACCUUCAUCCUCGGGGGUCGCUCGGCAGCUGAUGCCCUCGUUGGGGGAUUGUUGAAGGGAUAAGGUCGUGGCAAUGAGCAAGCCGGCGCGCGUGCAGCGCGCGUCCCCGCCGCCCCUGGUUGCUUCGGCCGCCAUCUUGCUGCUAUUCUCCGCGUUACCGCGCUGUCAGCCAUACACUUACGAGCAAGAUGUGUUUGCGAUAAAUGGCUUGUACACGGCGCUUGGAGCACCGCAGCUGCCAAAUUGGACUACAAAUGGCGGUGACCCCUGCAAUGAGGGCUGGCAGGGUGUUUCAUGCGUGGCCUCAAAUAUUACCUCCAUAAUUCUCAGCGGUGCAAACUUGGGUGGACAGCUGGGUAACACUUUGGGGAAUUUCACAUCAUUAAUCACCUUGGAUCUUAGCAACAAUAAUAUUGGCGGAACUAUACCCGAUGGUCUACCAGUCACAAUGCAGAAAUUUUUCCUUUCAGCUAACCAGCUAAGUGGUAGCCUCCCAAGUACAUUGUCAUCCCUUACACUUUUGACAAGCAUGUCACUCAAUAACAACCAAUUAUCUGGAGAUAUUCCAGAUGUAUUUUUAGCACUCACUGGGCUCGCGAAUUUAGAUUUUUCUUCUAACAACUUAACCGGUCCGCUGCCACCUUCAAUGGGAAAUUUGACAGCAUUGACUAGCCUGCAUAUUCAGAACAAUCAACUAACAGGAACCCUUGAUGUGCUGCAAGAUCUUCCUUUCCAAGAUUUGAAUGUAGAAAACAAUCUUUUGUCUGGUCCCGUGCCUGUGAAGUUACUCAACUUGCCAAACUUUAAGAAGGAUGGGAACCCAUUCAAUACCAGCAUAGCCCCAUCCGCUCAGCCUCCUGCAGCGCCAACACCAUUACCAUCAGUCUCACCUCCAGCUAGGCAUGUCCCCUCAAAAGAACCUUCAACCUCUUCUAGUGUUCAGGGAGGAAGUACUCCAGGAUCAGGAAAACAUACUGUUUCCACAAUCAAAUUAGUUGGAUAUAUCCUUAUCGGGGUGGUAUCAGCAGUAGUUAUUGUGCUAAUGGCAAUGUACUGUCUAUCCAAGUGCAAAGAAAGAAAGUCAAGGGAUGACAUUUAUACCAAAAACAAGAUGGGAAGGGUGCCUCAGAAGCUUGGAGAGCCUAAAAUCAAGGAAGUGGCAGAAAUCAAGGAGCCACCAGUAAAACUCGAGAAUAAUGUUGGGAAAGGUUCCACUUCCCAUGUUGUUUCUGAUGCAAAGGAGGAGCAUAAGUUAAAAAUGCCAACAUCAGGAAACUUGAAAGAAAUACUGGAAGAGCAGGGUCCUUUCCUCAAUCAUUUACAUUUAAAUAAUGUUUUUGCAGCAGCUUCAAAUGCGGUUUAUGAUGCAAGAGAUGGGCGGAAAUCAGACUCACCGGUAGCAGCUGCUCCUGGGCUGGUUGCAAUGAAGCAAAAAGAGCAUGUGAUUGAUAUGGAAAAGGCUGAUAAUUUCGUUGAGGAACAGCUGCAUUCUACUCAACCUGUUGCACAACGUUCUGAAAAGGUCAUCGUCAAUCCCAGUGUUCGUACUCGAAAGGGAAGAGUACCUUCAGUUGGAAAAGUGGACCUGACUACUACUGUCAAGUCCUUUUCCAUUGCAUCCCUUCAACAAUAUACCAAUAGUUUCAGUGAGGAAAAUUUCAUAAGGGAUAGCAGGUUUGGUAAGAUAUUUCUGGCAGAGCUUCCUGAUGGAGAGUUACUGGAAGUUUUGAAGAUAGAUGCUUUUAACUCAAAAGUACCAGUGGAUGCCUUUCUUGAGCUAGUUGUGAGCAUUUCUGAACUGAGGCAUCCUAACAUACUUGGGCUUGUUGGAUACUGUGCGGAGUUUGAGCAGCGACUACUUGUCUAUGAGCACUGUAGCAAGAUGACUCUACAUGAUGAACUCCACUAUGUAGAUGACUCAAGCAAGCCAUUAUCAUGGAAUGCUCGCCUCCAUGUUGCUGUGGGGGCAGCAAAAGCAUUACAACAUCUUCAUGAUGGUUUCCAGCCACCAAUUGUACAUCAGAAUUUUGAACCAUCUGUUGUUCUUCUAAACAGCACCUUAGUUGUGCAUAUUUCUGAAUCUGGCCUUGCAUCAUUAGCAUCAAAAUCAGCAUCUCAGUUGUCUGGCCGUAGCUUAUUCCAUUAUGAAGCCCCUGAGGUGCAUGAAUCUGGAUCCAUAAGUGAUCGAAGUGAUGUUUACAGCUUCGGUGUUGUUAUGUUGGAGCUUCUAACAGGGCGUAAACCUUAUGAUAGCUCACGUCCACGGGCUGAACAACAUCUGGUGCGAUGGGCCACUUCUCAGCUCUAUGAUAUUGAUGCCAUAGCAAAGAUGGUAGAUCCUUCCAUUCAAGGACAAUGUUCUGAAAAGGCACUGUCUCGUUUUGCUGACAUUAUUAGCCGCUGCAUUCAGCACGAACCAGAAUUUAGGCCACCGAUGUCUGAAGUUGUCCAAGACUUAACUCGCAUGGCAAGUAAUGCAUCAAAGGCUUCCAUGUAGGCGGUCCAGAAGGUGGGUUAAAAAUGUGGGGGCCUGUGCUUCAAAAUUGGAAUGCAAUAAUGCACCUCAUUUUGGAGUGUCAUGUGGUUCUUGCCAGAUUCAUUUUCUCCCAAGUUGUGAAGACGCACUUGUACCAUUGAUGCAGUAGUAGGAUACUCUGGCCGACGCAAGAAGGAUGGAAUACAGUAGCAGGAUGCAAGAAUGCACCGUGCUUUAUCCAUUGCCAUAAUUGCUCCUCCGAAUCUCCGGUCAAAUUUUUUUAGUUCGAAGUUAUUGUUGUAAUUCUGUAGUCUGCACAAUGUAUUUCUCGGCUCCUGGUUCCGAUUCCAGAUCACUCGAUGUGAUCAUGCAUGGUUCUCUAGACCAUAUGUAAAUACAAGUACUGAAAUAAAUAUAUUAGAAUUUGCUCAUGUUAAAGAUCA